This is a messenger RNA of Telopea speciosissima, 1015 nucleotides long. RefSeq names its product phenylacetaldehyde reductase-like. Gene Ontology annotation, molecular function: oxidoreductase activity, acting on the CH-OH group of donors, NAD or NADP as acceptor. Lineage: Eukaryota; Viridiplantae; Streptophyta; Magnoliopsida; Proteales; Proteaceae. The record is from RefSeq and is a predicted model, not a curated record. The coding region runs from base 16 to 987 and encodes 323 amino acids. The transcript has 6 exons.
AAGGAAUCAGAAACAAUGGCCGGUACUGGGAAAACAGUGUGUGUCACAGGUGCUUCUGGAUACAUCGCCUCAUGGCUGGUAAAGUAUUUGCUCGCCAAAGGAUAUACUGUGAAAGCUUCUGUUCGAAACCCAAAUGAUCCAAAGAAGACUGAACAUUUACUUGCUCUUGAUGGUGCCAAGGAAAGACUUCAUUUAUUCAAAGCAAACUUAUUGGAAGAAGGAUCAUUUGAUUCUUCAGUGGAUGGAUGUGAAGGUGUUUUUCAUACAGCAUCUCCAUUUUAUCAUGCAGUCAAGGACCCACAGGCUGAAUUAAUUGAUCCUGCAUUGAAGGGGACUCUUAAUGUUCUUAGAUCCUGUGCAAAAGCUCCAUCUGUUAAAAGGGUGGUUAUAACAUCCUCUUUUGUUUCAGUUGCAUACAAUAGAAGACCUAAAACUCCAGAUGUGAUAGUUGAUGAGACUUGGUUUUCAGAUCCAGAGUUUUGCAAAGAGAUAAAGGUUUGGUAUGUGCUUUCAAAGACCUUGGCUGAGGAGGCUGCCUGGAAAUUUGUAAAAGAGAAUGGGUUGGACAUGAUAACAAUAAAUCCCGCGCUGGUGAUUGGUCCUCUUUUACAGCCAACACUAAAUACAAGUGCUGAAGCAAUUCUGAACUUAAAUGGAGCACAAACAUUUUCCAAUGCAACAUUUGGAUUUGUUGAUGUUAGAGAUGUUGCAAAUGCACAUAUUCAGGCAUUUGAGAAUCCUUCACCCAAUGGAAGAUAUGCUUUAGUCGAAAGAGUUGCUCAUUAUUCACAGAUUGUGAAAACAUUGCGUGAAAUUUAUCCAACUUUGCACCUUCCAAAGAAUUGUGCAGAUGACAAGCCUUAUAUGCCAACCUACCAAGUUUCCCAGGAGAAAGCAAAAAGCUUGGGCAUAAAUUUCAUCCCUAUGGAGAUGAGCUUGAAGGAAACCGUUGAAAGCUUGAAGGAGAAAGGUUUUUUAAGUUCCUGAAGCUUGUUCAAUAGAAGUCAUGCAAAUA